Messenger RNA from Penicillium coprophilum, 342 nucleotides. RefSeq lists its product as uncharacterized. The record is from RefSeq and is a predicted model, not a curated record. The transcript has 2 exons. NCBI's taxonomy places the organism in Eukaryota, Fungi, Ascomycota, Eurotiomycetes, Eurotiales, Aspergillaceae. Bases 1 to 342 code for a protein of 113 amino acids.
AUGCAAGGCUCUCAGCUCGGAAAACUGACACUGUCUUCUUCAAUUGAUGAUUGGCGUUCUCAGGGGCUGGAUCUCACCCCCGCAGGCGGAACCUGUUCCUCCACUGCCGGGAUAAAUAUUAAUCCAUCGCAAACACCCGACGUUCUCCAAGCGACAUGGUGGAACCAGGCGGACUCCGCGCGGACAACACACAAGUCCAUUGCGGGAUAUCCGGUGUCGAGAGCAGAACGGGAUGAUCAAUAUCAAAUUCAAAUGGCGCGUCAAUCAUUGGACGCCGCAGCCGCUCCAUAUCCAGUCGCGCUGUACGGAGUACUCCGUACGAAUACGGAGGUCAAUCAAUAA